Molecule: messenger RNA, 2556 nt
Organism: Nerophis lumbriciformis (worm pipefish)
Lineage: Eukaryota; Metazoa; Chordata; Actinopteri; Syngnathiformes; Syngnathidae
Source: RefSeq, a predicted model, not a curated record
AUGUCACGCCACCACCACCGCUUCGAACGGGACUACCGGGCACCCUGGGAGCGGCGCGACAUCCGCCUUUCGGGCCUCCACAAUGGAGGAGCCAAUCAUAACUGUGCCUCUGCCGUGGUCAACGGCAACAACCGCCCGGGACUCCUUCCUCUCCCCGUAAUCCCGUCGCUGCUUCCCACACCGACCGCCGUCGUCGUGACGACGUCGAGCGGCGAAGCGGCCGUCAAGCGGGGCAUCGCGGGAUCGGUCGCUCCGGCGUCAUCCAAGGUUUCAGGUGUGUCUCCCGGGGACAACCAAAGCUCGGGCCUGCUGCUCACUCCGGGUGUGAGGUGGGGACAGACGCCCAUCAACCAGCUGACACCCUGGGACACGGACGAGCCGCCGAGCAAGCAGCAUCGAGAUGGCGAGGCCACGGGUCCCGCCUGGGUGGCACCGGUCGCUGCAGUUAGUCAGCCUAGCCUCUUACCCCACACUUACGCCCUCCCCCAUCCGCCCUCCUAUAACCACAGUGUGACGGCACAGUCGCCGAUCAUUGGGGUGACAUCUGUGCCGCCGCCCCAUCAUCAGCACUCCCUCAUGACCGCCCACUUCCAGCUGACACCGCAGUCGACCCCACAGCCGCCUGCUAUGGUGAUGAGCAUGCCAGGACAGCCACCCUACGCCACCGUGCCAUCCAACCACGUGGUACACACGACCCCCCACGGUCUGAUGGGCAACGGCCAUUUGAGCGCCCACCACCCGGGCCUCAUCCAGCUCACCAACGGACAGGGGACUGCCGCCACCGCUGACAAUCAGGAGGGUCUUAACGGUGUGCAAAUGCUUCGGACAGUCGGGAUGGGGAAGUACGAGUUCAGCGAUCCGGGACAUCCCAAAGAAAUGUUGAAGGAGCUCAACCAGCAGCGGCGAGCGAAAGAGUUUACAGACCUGAAAAUAAUUGUUGAAGGCAAAGAGUUUGAAGUCCACCAAAAUGUUCUAGCUUCCUGCAGCUUGUAUUUCAAGGACCUGGUCAAAAGGUCGUCAGGGGAGACGCGUAACGGCGAGAUGCUGAAGCUGAGCAUGAGCAACAUCAGCGCAGAGGUUCUGGAGCAGCUGCUGGAAUUCGUGUACACCGGCUCGCUUGUCAUUGAUUCGGCAAACGCCAAAACGCUGUUGGAGGCCGCCAACAAGUUUCAGUUCAACACUUUCUGCAAAGUCUGUGUCUCCUUCCUAGAGAAACAGCUGACGGCUGCAAACUGUCUUGGCGUAUUGGCCAUGGCUGAAGCCAUGACUUGCACAGAGCUGCACAACAUGGCCAAAGCCUUUGCGCUGCAGAAUUUUCCUGAGGUGGCAGGACAGGAGGAGAUUCUGAGCGUUUCCAAGGAGGACCUGGUGGCCUACCUGUCCAAUGACAGCCUCAACACCAAAGCGGAGGAGUUGGUGUACGAGACAGUCAUCAAGUGGAUCAAACGCGACUCUAGCUCCAGAGUUCAGCACCUGUCAGAUCUGCUGGCAUCAGUACGUCUGCCCUUCAUCCACCCGUCAUACCUGCUUAACGUGGUAGAUAACGAGGAGCUGAUCAAGUCGUCAGAGGCAUGCCGCGACCUGGUGAACGAGGCCAAGCGCUACCACAUGUUGCCGCACGCACGCCAGGAAAUGCAGACGCCCCGCACCAGACCGAGACUCUCUGCAGGUGUGGCAGAGGUGAUCGUCCUCGUGGGGGGUCGCCAGGCCAUCGGGAUGAAUCAGCGCUCCCUGACAGCGGUCACCUGCUUCAACCCUCAGAACAGCAAAUGGUACCCAUUAGCCAGCCUGCCAUUCUACGACCGGGAGUUCUUCAGCGUCAUCUCGGCCGGCGAUAACAUCUACCUAUCAGGUGGUACAGAGUCAGGAGUGAUGCUGUCUGACGUGUGGUGCUACAUGUCCUUGUUGGACAACUGGAACUUGGUGUCCCGCAUGACAGUGGCCCGCUGCAGACAUAACAGUUUGGUCUACGACGGCAAACUCUACGCCAUCGGCGGCCUGGGCGUCUCUGGGAAUCUGGAUCACGUGGAGAGGUACGACACCAUCACUAACCAGUGGGAGACGGUGUCCCCGCUACCCAAGCCGGUACACUCGGCGGCGGCCACGGUGUGCGGCGGCAAAGUGUACGUGUUCGGCGGCGUCAACGAGGCGGGGCGUUCGGCCGGCGUGCUGCAGUCGUACGUGCCGCAAAGUGACGCCUGGAGUUUUAUAGAGUCGCCAAUGAUAGAUAACAAGUACGCUCCGGCGGUGAGUCUGGGCGGGCUUGUGUACAUUCUGGGCGGCGCAUACGCACGAGCCACGACCAUCUACGACCCCGACAAGGGCAACAUCAAAGCGGGCCCCAAUAUGAACCACUCCAGGCAGUUCUGCAGCGCGGUGAUCCUGGACGGCAAGAUCUACGCCACGGGAGGCAUCGUGAGCAGCGAGGGUCCGGCGCUAGGCAACAUGGAGACGUUCGAACCCAGCGGCAACACGUGGACGCUGCUUCAAUCGCUACCUUGCCCGCUCUUCAGACACGGCUGCGUUGUUAUCAAGAAGUACAUCCAAAGCGGAUGA